Molecule: messenger RNA, 964 nt
Organism: Spirodela intermedia
Lineage: Eukaryota; Viridiplantae; Streptophyta; Magnoliopsida; Alismatales; Araceae
Source: the annotation of a GenBank genome assembly
AUGCCCUCCUCGCCACCAUCGGAGGCGAGACGCUCCUCGUGGAGCUUCCAUGCAAGCGUCCUCCUCCACUCGUUGUCCGUCCCCACGGAGGCGGCAAUCGAUAAGCUCUCGGGUGGCGGCGGCGCCGCGCAACGCCGGCCACCUCUCCACCGCCCUGAUGAUGAUGCCGACCUCUGCAGCAGUUCGCCGGAGCCGGCGCCGCGAGAAUCUCCCGCCGGUCUGAACUCCGGCGAACCACGGUCUCCUGUUUUCAUGGCAGGUUUGGAGCGCCGCCCCAUUUGAGGAAGCUCUACACCCUCAACACAGGAAACAACCUUGAAAUCAUACCCCACGAUGCUCUGGUUCUCGGGCAGCCUCUCCUUCACUGGUUUGAUACUCGGGAGCUUAAUGGCAGGCCCCGACGAGUGCUCCGGCGAAUUCUCCGGCGCAAAGUGAGCGCCUUUGGCCUCAACGCAUGGUACUAUUCUUAGAUCAGAAGGCGAUUCUACACGGGGGAGAUCAUCUGAGUCUUUGGCCUCGAUCGUCUGAGUCUUGAGCUCCAGGGCCAGUCUGACGGGGAUUUCCUCCACCUCGUACGUCAUGGCCUUGUACAGCUUGCCGAUGGCUUCCAGCGCUUCUAAGACAAUUCUCUUAUUUUCUUCUUCUUCUUCCUUCUCCUGUACAUCAUCAUCGUCUCCCAUGGCCCCUGGUCCUUCCCAGCAAGCCUGGAGCUCCGUGUCCGGCCUCCAGUUCAGCGCCUGUAGAACAAAGUGGAUGGUUUUUCCGCAGAAGACCGGCGACGAGGAACGACCGGUGAAGCAUGGGAUGGCCGUGGAGAGGGAGAGGAGAAGGAUUGAGGUGGUGAAAAGGAGGGGCGAGAGGAAGCAGACGACGGCGAAGAGGUAAGGGGAGAAGAAGACGACGUAGGCGAGAUAGAUGGGGUGGGAGACGGCGAUGGAGUAGAUGGAGAAGAGGUCUUCCAUGA